Molecule: messenger RNA, 393 nt
Organism: Capronia coronata CBS 617.96
Lineage: Eukaryota; Fungi; Ascomycota; Eurotiomycetes; Chaetothyriales; Herpotrichiellaceae
Exons: 1
Coding region: 1-393 (130 amino acids)
Source: RefSeq, a predicted model, not a curated record
AUGAUCAAGCGUGCGUUCCUCGCUGGGGACACGGCGACCAAGCCGCUUCUGUCGCAGUUUAUCUCCAGCUUCCGGGUCUCGCAGCUGGACAUGUUCGAGGGCGUCAAGCGGGUCACAAAGACCACCGAUGCGGACUGGACUAUCACGCACUCGUUGGCCAGGGAGCGAUGGGAGAAGGGCGCGGCUGAAGUCAGGCAAGGUAACUACAUGGGGUUUACCGAGAUGCUGUACAGCGGCAUGUUCGUUCCUGGCGCCAAUGGCAGUCACGGGGACUAUCAGUCCAGGCGAGAGCUCCACAAUGGCCUUUUGUCGUUGCCGGUGGAGGACUUGGACGAAGCGACGGACGUUGGGGUCCGAAUGGGAGAGAAUGGGGAGGUGAACCGUUCUCAUUGA